This is a messenger RNA of Diaporthe batatas, 1508 nucleotides long. RefSeq lists its product as uncharacterized. NCBI's taxonomy places the organism in Eukaryota, Fungi, Ascomycota, Sordariomycetes, Diaporthales, Diaporthaceae. The coding region runs from base 348 to 947 and encodes 199 amino acids. The record is from RefSeq and is a predicted model, not a curated record. The transcript is spliced from 2 exons.
GCAUCAUGGUCUGCCCCUCGAUCUAUCUUGGAUCUGCGCCGAACCAAGCUCGUAAUGACUGCUGCAGUGCGACGACAAUGGGCCGGCCCUCGAACGCCUGCAGCACUUGUGAUCUGAGCAAAUCGGCGCAGACAGUUUAAAGUCCCGGCUUCCCCAGCUUCGCGCAUUCUGUUGAUCUCUGAUCUCGUUCGCCGUUGCCGUCCCCAGCUUCCUUGAGAAGUUCCAUCCCUACCUAACUUAUAAGUACCUGCCGGCCCUGCUUCGAGAAUAUCACCAAACACUCAAGGCUUCAUCCCUCCAUUCCUUCCCAUAAACUGUCCACCGCUGGAACACGGCGCAAGGCCAACAUGAAGCCCUCUCUCCUUGCACUAUCUGCCCUCGCCGGCCUAGCUUCCAGCCAGUGUGUCUCGUCCAUCCCAGAAUGUGCCCGGGACUGCCUCGUAGUGGCGGCUGGCUCAGUCGGGUGCGGAGAGACCGACUACGCAUGUCAGUGUACGAGCCAACAUCAGACGGACAUUACAACAAGUGCCACCACGUGCGUGCUCGCCGCGUGUGGUGAGCAGGUCGCCAUCAAUGAGGUCCUACCAGCAGCCGAUGCCUUCUGCUCCGCCAUCAAUGCCGGCGCAAGCUGUUCCUCAGCCAGCGCCGGAGUAACCAGCACUGGGGCGUCUUCUGCCUCUGGAUCGACUUCAUCCCAGGAAUCGACUCAGUCGACGUCUGUUUCACAGACGGGAACGGGCGCCGAACCCACCGCGACGACAGGGAGCUCGUCGUCGUCGUCGUCGUCGUCGUCGUCGGCUAGCGGGACCGCGGUGACUACGGGCUCAUCUGCCACGGGUACUGCCACGGGUGCCAGCGCAAGUGCCUCGAGCACUGCUGCUGCGGCUAAGAUGGGCUCUGUCGGCUCCUUGGGAAUGGCGGUCCUCGGUGCUCUUGUUAUGCUGUAGAGAUACAGGGUACCGUGGAUGAACGCAUGGUGACACCUCGAGAAGGAACUCAGAAUGCGACUCGUUGUGACCGGCGUGGUUUGAAUCUGAUACGAGGGUCCAUUCAGGUGUACAUAGAGGUCUUCUCAGCAGAUGUGGCCGAUUCGUCGAAGUAAAGACUCGGGCAGUGAUCAUAUGGUGCUCGCGGAAGCAGAGAUAGACAAUUUGAUGUAAGUUGGUCGGCAUAGGAUAUCCCUUGUAACUAGGUAUUCAUGGAAACUAUUGGUUCAGUCAGGUGCAAGCAUGAAAUACCACCCUGGGGCGUGAAGCAAAGUAUCACCUCAGGUGAGUCAGGACUACCUAGGUACCUGACCAUGGGACCACCUGGGCAGUCCCAAGGCUGCUGUUUCCAAGGUUCCAAGUAGUCAUGGAGGCUUGGCCUACUUCCAGGAUACCAAAUUUACAACGCAAUAAUACCAAGGGCCUGAUAUUUCAGAAUUUUGUUGCCUUUUAUCUUUGAAGAGCUUCUAGAUCACCUGGGGACUGAUCCUGAAGUCCUUGCAUGGACGGGGGCGUGGGUGA